AGAGUAAGAGAUACUAAAGGAAACAAUGAAAGCUCAACCGUGCAAAGAAUACAAAGUUAAUCAAUCAACAUAGCACUUCAAACCCCCAACAAAAAUGGUUCAGAAAUUGAGAAAAUUAACAACUACCCAAAUUAAAAAAAAAAAAACCAUGAAACCAUGAAGAUCUAGAGAAGAUUGUGCCUGUUAAAAGAGAUAAAAGAAAGAUCUAAAUAGGGGCAUACCACCAUGUGGAGAAAAGAGUUCGAAGGAACACAAGCUGUUGGGUUUCUAAAUGCAAUUUCAUCCACUUCUCCCUCAAGCUUCAGAAAAAAGGAUUUGAAGCCUUGAACUGAAUCAUAAAUCUCCCAACACCCAUCAGAGUAAAAGAUACUAAAGGAAACAAUGAAAGCUCAACAGUGCAAAGAGUACAAAGUUAAUCAAUCAACAUAGCACUUCAAACCCCCAUCAAAUACAAUUCAGAAAUUGAGAAAAUUAACAACUACCCAGGUUAAAAAAACCAUGAAACCAUCAAGAUCUAGAGAAGGCUAUGCCUAUUAAAAGAGAUAAAAGAAAGAUCUAAACAAGGGCAUAUUGCCAUGGUGGAGAGAAGAGUUCGAAGGAACCCAAACUACUGGGUUCUUAAAUCCUUAUCUUCAACCUCUAAAUCCUUUCAUUUUCUCUCCCCUUCCCCAACACCAAAUCUGGGUUCCUUUGCAGGUUCCCACUUGCUCAACUUCAUACUCUGUGUGCCGGUGAAACUGAUGAUGAAGAGGAAGAUGAGGCUGCAGAUGAUUAGGAUGAGGAUGGAGGUGAGGAGGAAGAUGGAUCUAGUGAGGACGGUGAACAACAAGAAGGAGAAAGGAAAGGAAAGGAGAGAGAGAGAGAAAGAAGGGACUGGGCUAGGUAUGUUUGGAGUUAACGGAAAGUAACAAGGAGAGUGACUGUGUGUAAUGUAGUGUGUAACGGAAGAUGGUGUUUCCAUUGUCAAAAUUUUGUAAGUGUGAUGCAUAAAACUUAUAUGUAGGGAAUCCUAUCUCUUUAGUUUAUUGUUAUGUUUUACAAAACUCCAUUUUGAAUUUAGAAAACUGUUAUAUGGAAGUGGGAACUGUUAAUAUCAGUGAAAGUGGGAAAAAUUAGUAUUAAUGGCACAUUAGGAUAAGAGUGUUUACGGACUAUGAUCAGCUCAUGAAUUCAUUCUAUAAGAACAAAAUGUGACGCAUACUGGAGUAAAUUCUUGAUUUUGUUAUAAGAUUAGUGACUAAGAAAUGUAACUGCAUUAUUUAAUCAUGCCAAGAUUUGUUGUUUUUAUUCAUGGCUAAUAAUCGAAUCUCAUAUCAGCUAGGGAAAAUUAUGCAUUCCUCCUGUUGUAGGAAUAAAAGGUAUGCCCUUUU
Molecule: messenger RNA, 1370 nt
Organism: Rubroshorea leprosula
Lineage: Eukaryota; Viridiplantae; Streptophyta; Magnoliopsida; Malvales; Dipterocarpaceae
Source: the annotation of a GenBank genome assembly